Molecule: messenger RNA, 3954 nt
Organism: Danaus chrysippus (African queen)
Lineage: Eukaryota; Metazoa; Arthropoda; Insecta; Lepidoptera; Nymphalidae
Source: the annotation of a GenBank genome assembly
AUGACUGCGGUGACUGUAUUAGACUCGUCUUCCUUUAUUACCGAUUCUAUUUGUGAUGAUGUUAGUGAUACGAGAAACGAGCCUAAUUUACAAAAAGCUGUUAUAUUUGGUGACAUGGAAUGUGAUGAAGGGAACCUAAAAGAUAUGAAUAGUUUGAGCGAUGACGACGUUGACCCAAUUGUUGCGCCUAAAAAGCGCACUCAGCACUUUACGAAUUUUGAUAGUGACGAAGACAACUUUAGUAAAAGCGUUGAAAUGUCCCCAAAAACCACAAAUGAAGAAGGGAAUUCCAAAGAUAUAAAUCCUGAACUAAAUUUGAAUUCAAACACUAAAGAAAGAAAAUCGACAAGGAUUAAAAGAAUAGACAGUUCUGAUAGUGAACAUAGUUCUUCAGAAAAACAUACUGAUGGGGAAGAUAAUUCGAUUGUUAGAAAAUCAGUAAGAAGGGAAGACAAGGAAAAUACUCUUAAAGAUAAAUUCAAAAGUAUGCUCUUACACAGAAAAUCUGGUACAAUGACUUCUGAUGAUGUGGAACAUAAAAAUCUGACUUCUGGUAAUAGUGAAUCAGAUGAUGAAUUUUCUUGUCUUAAAAUAAAGCAGAAAGUUAAAAGUAAUAUUCAAGCUAUGAAAUCGAUAUGUGACCCUGACACCUCAGAUGAAGAAGAGAACAUGCAAAUAAAAUCAUUCAAGAGAAGGUCUAAACCAAAAAUGACUAAAUCUACAUCUCCUAAACCUAUGAAAAUGACAGCGAAACAAGCAUUGGAAAAUAAGCAAAAGAUUAAAAGUGAAUCAAAUCGCAUGUUAAGAGAAAAAGGUGUCUCAUUACCAUAUCACAGACCAAAGGCUUUGACCUUAAAAGAUAUAAUGAGUAGAAGGAAACCAGCUGUUAGUUCUGAUGGAAGGACUUUACCCAUUAAAAUGAAUGAAGAUCAGCUUAGGCAAUAUGCGAUGUUAUUGGAACAAAGGCAGAAGGAGGUUAUAGAAUUAUGUAAAAGUGAUAGUGAGGAUGAGGACAAAGGAGUUGAACAAAUGGUUGAAACAAAUGAUAACAAAGGAGUGACAGAUGAAAGUAUUGAAGAAACCGUUGAGCCUAUUACAGAAAUAAUUUCAAACAGUAAUGAAGAAAGUGCUGUUAAUGUUGAAAACUCUGCAGAAGUUGAUAAUCUCAAUAGAAGUGAUAAACAAAUUGAACUGUCGGAUACUCUUGAUUUACCUAUAGAAACAGAAUCGUCAAAUAAAAAUGUUACUGAUACUAUGUCUAACAUUAGUAAAACAGAUGUGUGUCAAGAAAGUAAUUUAGAAGAAAAUAUUGCAUUACAAAAAUCAGUUGCAGAUGAAAGUCAGGAAAUUUCAUUAGUUUUUGACUCAGAAAAGACUGCAAUAGAAAACACAGAUUCUAAAGUAGAGAAUGAAGUUAAUGAAGUAAUUAAUGAUAAGGAUGAAGACAAAAGUGAUGAAUUUUCAGAUUGUGAUAUGAAUUUUGAUGAAAUAGAUAAAAUUAUUGAAGAGGCUGAAAUUAUUUGUAGUAAAACCAAUUGUGAUAAACCAAUCCCAAAACUCACUGGUGGACCGGGCACCUUAAUAGAUUUGGAUAAUGAAGACUCAGGAUCCAGAAAGUUAAGUGGUGUUGAGCUGUUGAAGGAGAGAUUCAGUUUUUUUGCUAAAAUAAAGACAUUAGAAGACAUUGAAAAAGAUCGGGAAAAGAAAUAUAAACCAGGUACUCAACAUUUAAAGUUAAAACAAGAACUUGAGGAACAGAUUGCUGAACAGAGAUCAUUGGAAUGGGAAAAGCGACUUCUAGAAGAACAGCAAUUAAAAUCUGAAUUAAAUGGUGAGGCUGAUGAAGAUGAUAUCGAAAAACUUGAAGCUAAGAUGGAAGAAAUAGAAAAAGAAGAAGAAAAUGAAAAUGAAAUAUCUGAGAGUGAGGAGGAAUUAGUAGAAGACGAUGUUCUCAUAGAAGAUAAGCCGAAAAAACGGAAUCCUAUGUUUGAUGAUGAAGCAGAAGUGAGUGAUGAUGAAAACAAUGAAGAUUUGGAUAACAAUGAUGAUGAUAAAUCAAGUGAAGAUCUAGACAGCGAAGAAUCUAGCCCCGAGUUAGACGAUUGCAAACCGAAAAAAGGUAGAAUCUUAAAGGCCUUCGAAGAUUCUGAUGAUGAAAAGGAAAAUGAACCAACAGUUAAUGAUGAUUUAAGCAAAGGUGAAACUGAAGUUGUAAAUGAUGACGCUGUUAUUAGAGAAUCACAAGAUGACGAAUUGCCUCUAGCUCAAGUGAAUAAAUUAUCAGAUGAUUUAUUUUCAACACAAUCAACUGAAAAUGAAUCUGAAAAUAUAGAUGGAUGUAGUGGUGUUGUAAUUAGCGCUCAAAGUGUAUGUUUAUCAAAUCCAGAUUUAUCAAAAAUGAUUAAAUCUGACAUCAAUCCCGACAACAUGGAUGUUUGUGGAACUAAAAAUGAUGAUGUAAUUAUGGAUGAUAUUGCUGGUAUGUGCUCUGGAAGUUUUUCACAGAACCUGGGUAGCUCUCAAACGCUGCCAUCAACGCAAUCACAAGAGUUCGGCGAUGACAUUACAGAUAUGUGCACUGGAAAAUUCUAUGAAAAUCCACUUGUAUCUCAGGAAAUUAGUUCUCAAGACACAGGAUCUGAGGAGAAAUCACAAAACAUAGAAAAAGAAUCGGUAUUGCUUGAAAAAGAUGAUAAUUUAAUAGAUGGAGUAAUAGACCAAAAUGUAUUAAAUACAAGUGGAAAUACGAUAAAUAAGGAGAACACAGUAUUAAGUUCAAUUCUAGAUGAAUUAGAUGACUUAGACGACAAACCCAAACAAAAUAAAUAUUUCGCGGCCGAUGUGUCGUCCAAGGACCUCAGAAAGAAAUUUGUUAUUGAAUCAGAUGAUGAAACUAAUGAGAAUUCACCAAAAAAGACCAAGAAACUUAAGAAAAAGAAGGCAGAACAACGGGCUUUACAUAUAUCAGAUGAUGAAGAAGAAGAUAAUGUAGAAAGUGACUUAGAAGAGGAAGAUGAUAGGAUUGUAGAUUAUGAUUCAGAGGAAAAUGAGAUCGUAGUACAGCAGCCAAAAAGCAAACAAACAAAGAAAGGAAUAACGGAUUUCUUUGAGAAUGAAGCUGAAUUGACAUCUGAAGAUGAAUGGGUUGGAUCCGGUGAUGAAGAUGAACGGGGGCUCGACCGAAUGGAAAGGGAAGAAGGAGAUAAUGACAAAUUCCAUCAAGGACAGUUGCAAAGAGAGCUGGGUCAGAUACAUAUGCGUGAAGUCCUAGACCAGGACAAACGUGAGGUGAGGCUCAUACAGGAACUGCUGUUUGAAGACGGAGACUUGGGUGAUGGCCAUCGACAAAGAAAGUUUCGAUGGAAUAAUGCAGAUGGUGAAGAAGAAACGGGAACAUAUCCUGAAGAUUUUACAGAUACACAGGAAGAAGAAUUUGAAUCUGAAGAGCAAUGGAGGAAGGAAAGGCAUGAAAGAGAAAUGUUUAUAAGGCAAAUGCGCGAAAAAGAUGAAGAGCCAAACAAAAGUAUAAACAGAAGCACUAUAAUUAAAGCGAAUUUAUCUUCCCGAAACGUCUCCUCUUUGAUCACAGAAAAUACAAUCAUUAAACCUGUAGAAAAACCUGUGGUUGAGAAAAAAUCUACAAAAGAUAUACCCAGUCCAAAGAGGGGAUUUACAAUUUUUCAGCAAAACUAUCAUACAUCUUUAUUAACGCGUGGGAGAGGAGCGUUGGCUAGACUGGCUGCUUUGGCAACACCGUUAGCUGAUGAUGACACUCCCAGAAAUAUUACCAAUAAUAGAGGAAACUUCGUGUUCACUUCUAUUAAUCCCGAUGAUAAUAAGGUUCCUACUAAACGGAAGGCUGAAGUAAUCCACACUCCAAGACUUAUAAAGAAAUUGAAGACUGAAAGUUCAAAUAUAAGGAAGCCAUCGUUGUUUGAUCAUAUAAAAAUAUAA